UUGAACUUGAACUUUUUACAUUCUUGUCAGUUAUAGAAUACCCUUAAUGCUGUUGUAAGUUCGGGCGAAAGUCUGUCCAUUCGGUCUCUUUCGGAUCACUUCGGUUCUAAUUCUUUUAUAUCGGACAAUAUUCGGAUAUAGUGAACAAGGCGUCAUUUCAGUGAUUUUACGUUGUACAUAUGGCGUCGAUCAAAAUAUUCAUUGUUCUUCAUUUAUAUAAAAUUAUCAUAUAGAAUCAGUCAACAUUGAAUUUAUUUAAUUUAUCAAUAAUUCGAAGAAGAUUAUUUUAAUAAAUGAAUAUAACAACAUAAAUAUAUUGAUUCACGAGAAGAACGAGGAUAUUUACACAAUUUGCAAUAAAAUAAAUUUACUAUGGCAUCAUUUAUAACUAAUUACGAAGCGGUUGAUAUCAAGGAAGAAUUGCCAUCAGAUGAAGAAGACGACAAUGAAAUUGAUGAGAAAAUUUUAAAGAUAUUAACUGACAACAAUAAAGAAACAAUAAAAACAGAAGAAGUAUUUCAAAAGAUUGAACUCGAGGAACAUGAUCAUGAAAGUUUGGAAAAAUUACGUGCAGCACGUAAAUAUAUAAAAGUAAAAAAAAUCGAAGAAGUUAAGAAAAAAAUUGACGCCGGUAUUUAUAUAUUAGAACAAAAAUCAGGCGGUAGAAGUGAGGCAUGGAAAAAAUUUCAAAUAAUUGUUGAAGCAGAUACCGGUGCAAAAACAGAAUAUGUACAAUGUAAAAUUUGUGAAUUUAUUCAAAAAUACGUUGGUACAACAACGGGUACGUCACAAUUAUUACGACACUCGUGUAUAAAGAAAAAUAUUGUAACAACAAAUCCAAAUAAACAUUGUCUUUCAAUUAUAUUAAAAGCGUGUGUCGAUUUUUGUGCAAUGGAUUUACAACCAUUAACCGUACUUAAAGGUGUUGGUUUUGAGAAAUUGGCACAAAAUUUAAUUAAUAUCGGUGCAAAAUUAGGACCAACGAGAAUUGAAGAUUUAAUGCCUGAUCAAAAUACAUUAUUUAUACAAAUAUCACAGGAAGUUCAUAUAGCGAGGCAAGAAUUAUUUUCAUCAAUUUUGCCAAAUAUUCAAAAAGAAGAGGGUGCUAUUUCUUUGAACACGUGGAUUGAUAAUUGUACCGGUCAUUCAUAUACAAAUGUUGUUUUUCAUCAUAUUGACGAGAAAUGGGAAUUUAAUAGCAGUUUAAUGUUCACCGUAUUCAAUUCAGAAAAUAAAAAGAAAUAUCAUGAAAUUUUAAAUGAAAUUAUACAAAAAUUCAUUCGUCUUGGUGCUCCAUUAAAUGCAAUUAAAUUAAUUACAAUUGUAUCCGAACAAAAAAUGGAGGAACAAUCAAAUUCAAUAAUCCCUAAUCAUAUUCCAUGUGUUGAAAAUUCUCUAAAUAACAUCAUCAAUAAUGUUCUUUAUAGUGAAUUCACAAGAACAGAAACAUCAGAAAUUUAUCAAAUACUAUCAGGUUUAAGUAAUUUUGUAAAAUUUAUGAAUCAAUCAGGUUUAUCAUUACGUUUAAAGCAACAAUUGCCACUUCACAAAAAUGAAACCUGGCAAGAACAUCUUCAGUCACUUAAUAUUAUUGUUAAAAAUUAUAAUCAAAUUGUUAAAUUAGUGAAAGGAACAGAAGAUUGGUUUGUCAAAUUUAAUAAAGCAAUUGCCGAUGAUUUAGUGAAAUUUUUACAAUUAUUCAAUGAAGUUAUCAAAGAUUUGAUUGAUGAUCAUAAACCAAAUAUUCAUUUAGUUUUAUUGUGGUAUAGAAAAAUAAUGAAUUUCUGCGCUGAAAGAGCCAAUGACAAUGUGACAAUUAAAAUAAUGAAAGCACGUACAAUUGAGAUAUUAAAAUCAUUAUAUCCAAUAAAUUAUCGACACAAAGUUGCAACAUUUUUAUGGUCAUCGGUGAGAAAAAUGAAAAUGCUCUCUGAUCUUGAGCGUGUUCAAUUUAUGCAACAAUUGCAAACUGAAUUAAAUCAAAUGGAUUCUGUGAUAGAGGAAGAAGAGAAAGAUCCAUUGGCCGAUAAUGAACCACCGGAAAAAAGGAGGAAAAUACAUUUUCAUCAGUGGCUGGAAAAUCAAGAAGAUGAUGGAAAAAAUGAUGAAAUUUUCAAUUAUCUGAUGUCAAAACAAUGUAAUAAUAGUGAUCUUUUGAUGUGGUGGAAACAAAAGGCGGUGAAAUUUCCAAAAUUGGCAUGUAUGGCAAAAAAAUAUUUAUGCAUACCAGCAACAAAACGUUAUUCGGAAAAAUUUUUCGAACCAGCAAAAAAUCUAUUGAAUAAUCGAUCAGCAGAUAUGAAACCAUGCACCGUCAUUGAUUUAAAUUAUUUACACUAUUUCUAUAAUUCAAUAUAAUAGAAAUUUAUUUCACUUAAAUUUUUUCUUAUUAAGUUUUUUAUAUUUAAAUAUACUUUCAGUUGUAUUAUUUUUUGUUUGUUUGUUAAAAAACUUCAUCAAAAAAAGACAAAAUUGUUUAUAAUUAAUAUAAAUGUAAAAAAAAAUUAUUUAAUAAAGGAAAAUAUAUAUCUUUUUGUAAAAUAAAA
This is a messenger RNA of Leptopilina boulardi, 2546 nucleotides long. Its product is annotated as E3 SUMO-protein ligase ZBED1-like. Gene Ontology annotation, molecular function: DNA binding; protein dimerization activity. NCBI's taxonomy places the organism in Eukaryota, Metazoa, Arthropoda, Insecta, Hymenoptera, Figitidae. Bases 373 to 2358 code for a protein of 661 amino acids. Gene Ontology annotation, cellular component: nucleus. The transcript has 3 exons. Gene Ontology annotation, biological process: regulation of transcription by RNA polymerase II. The record is from RefSeq and is a predicted model, not a curated record.